AUGUCGACGACGUCCUUCGAGUCGGACGUGCCCCUGCCCUACUUCUCCUACGCGGAGUACGUGAUCCAGAAGCCGCACAUCAAACUGAGGGACGUCGAGCGGAAAAAGGCCGUCUUCGUCGCGCGCAACUGUCUGUCGAAGAACGACCGCGAGGGGCUCGUGAGGAGCCUCAUGGAGCUGCUGCCCGUCGAGAGCGUGUCCUCCUGCCUCCACAACGCGGACGUGCCCGGGUCGCGGGGCUCCAAGGUCGACCUCGUGCGGCGCUACGCGCUCUACCUCGCCUUCGAGAACCAGAACGUCGACGACUACGUCACGGAGAAGCUCUGGGGCGCGCUGGACGCGGGCGUGCUGCCCGUGUACUACGGCGCGCCGAACGUCUGGCAGCACGCGCCGCCGGGAUCCAUCGUCAACGUGCGCGACUUUCCGUCGACGGAGGCGCUCGCGGCCCACCUCCGCGCCAUCCUCGCCAACGAGACCCUCUACGAGUCCUACCACGCCUGGCGCUACCGGCCGCUGCCGGCCUGGUGGGUCGCGCGCUUCGAGAUCACGCGCACGCACAGCGAGUGCCGCACGUGCCUCUGGGCCGACGCGCGGCGCGAGCAGCUCCGGCUCGCGGGGGCCUAA
Molecule: messenger RNA, 624 nt
Organism: Aureococcus anophagefferens
Lineage: Eukaryota; Pelagophyceae; Pelagomonadales; Pelagomonadaceae
Exons: 1
Coding region: 1-624 (207 amino acids)
Cellular component (GO): membrane
Molecular function (GO): alpha-(1->3)-fucosyltransferase activity
Source: RefSeq, a predicted model, not a curated record